Molecule: messenger RNA, 1981 nt
Organism: Mytilus trossulus (common blue mussel)
Lineage: Eukaryota; Metazoa; Mollusca; Bivalvia; Mytilida; Mytilidae
Product: glycoprotein-N-acetylgalactosamine 3-beta-galactosyltransferase 1-B-like
Exons: 5
Coding region: 337-1401 (354 amino acids)
Cellular component (GO): membrane
Molecular function (GO): N-acetylgalactosaminide beta-1,3-galactosyltransferase activity
Source: RefSeq, a predicted model, not a curated record
AUCGAAAACUUUUUAAAAGGUCAUCGAUUCUUUUCAAACUCAGUGAUCAAUUAUAGACACGUUUAUUCCAAAUCGGUAACAUGAAUACUUCAGUCGAUUAAGGUGCAGAAGUGUCCCUGGGAGAUAUACAUGUUAUUUUAUGAGUGAGUGUACGGUACAUACAUAAAUACAUUUCCUAAUCUUAUCUCAAAUGAACGUGUCUUUAGGAUAUGUGUAGAAAAAGAAUUACACAUUUUGAAUGAGAAAGUAUACCGUAUUUAUAAAAACAUUGGAUUUAAUUGGUCAGGAUAUGACUUGACGACACCCUAACAACCAUUCCACCUGGUAAAUCAAACAAUGUUUGGAGGAACACAGUCGUCCAGACUUACCUUUGUCUUUGGCCUUGCCUUUGGAUUAGGAAUAUCAUUCUUGUUGGCCUGUUUCACGUCUUUAACAUCAUUCAGGAAGACAAUAGAUCAUACAUCAAACACAUUCAGAUCGUUUCUAGAUACUCGAUCGUUAAUGCAGGUGACGACAAACCAAAAGGAUAUGCACGAUAUAAUGGAUAAAAACUUAAGACCUAUAAAGCCAGUGUUAGUCGAUGAUAGCCAUUUUCACCACGAUAAUAACUCGGUAGCAAAGGAUCUUGAAAAGAAUAUUCGAGUUUUGUGCUGGGUCAUGACGGGUCCACAAAAUUUAGAUAAAAAAGCCAUUCAUGUAAAAAAAACAUGGGCUAAAAGAUGCAACAUUCUUAUUUUUAUAAGUUCUGUUACAAAUACAAGUUUCCCAACUAUUGGGUUAAAUAUAUCAGAGGGACGGGAACAUCUAACUGGUAAAACUAUGCAAGCUUUUCGAUAUGUAUAUGAGCAUUAUAAAGACCAGGCUGACUGGUUUAUGAAAGCAGACGAUGAUACAUACGUCAUACUAGAAAAUCUUAGAUAUUUUUUGAAUGAUUACAAACCAAGUGACCCAGUUUAUUUUGGGCAUCAUUUUAAAACAAUUGUAAAACAAGGUUAUUAUAGCGGCGGUGCCGGUUAUGUAUUAAGUAAAGAAGCAUUAACUAGAUUAGUAACUAAAGGGAAUAACCCACGAGUAUGUCGUCAAGACGGUGGCGCAGAGGACGCAGAACUUGGAAAAUGUAUGGAGAAUCUUGGUGUUAAAACUGUUAAUUCAACGGAUGCAUUAGGAAGAAGCCGAUUCCAUUGCUUUGAUCCAGAAACUCAUUUAUUCGGUGGAUAUCCUGAUUGGUAUUACCAAUAUGACGCCAAUGGCGCUAAAAAGGGAACAGAGAGUAUAAGUGACUAUGCCAUAUCUUUUCAUUAUGUGCCACCACAAAAAAUGUACGCAUUAGAGUUUUACAUAUACCAUUUACGUCCUUACGGAAUAGAGUCAGGACAUCAACAUCUGAAUGUGCACAACUGAAAUGCAUUUAUGAAGCUGAGUUAAUUUUAUGGAACUGAAUCAAAAAGUUUUUGAAAUAGUAUAUAUAAUAUAUAGUUUAACAUUGGUCAAGUAAAAAUGUCGUAUUCAGUGAAUACAGUUGAGUUUACCAACGAAGAAGUUACCCAACAGAAGUAAUGUACAUCCGCUUUUAGUGUUCACUUCAUUGACCAUUACCGAAGUUUCGGGAUUUGAUUUUGGGGUUUAACCACAGAUCUUAAAUAAAUCAAACUGUUUAGACUAUAUACUGACGAAUGCAAUAUACCUACUCGAAUGUGGAUAUAUUAUUUCACAUUUUUUAAAUGCUGAGAUCGAUCAUAUGAUUUUGUUGUACGAUAUAUUGACUGUUAUUUAUAAUUCGUAUUGAUUUUAAGGGUAUGAAAAUUCGACGAAAGCAAAUGUCAAUCAAUCACAUAUAAUUACAUGUAGUUUCGUAUUGAGAAGUUAAUUGGACAUUUAUAUUUAAAUGUGUAUUUGAUUGUACUUACUUAUAUGCUUAAAAGACGAAAGUUCAUAAAUAAGGUAGUUUCACUGUUACUAGCAAGAAACAUCUGAACAAGAA